CACUAUAAACUGGUUUUCACUUCUUACUUUUUACAAAGGGUUUUUAUAUUUUUGUGCUCUCUCUCGCCAAAUUAUCAUUUGUCUCUACCAAAUUAUAGAAGGCUGAUGAUAAACACCCUGCUUUCAAUCCAAUAACCCCUCAAUUUCAUUAAGAAACUCCCACUCUGCACCAUCUAGAAGAACAAGAACAAAAACGGUUCGCUUUUCUCUCUUCUUUUGCCUCGCAAGAUUCACUACAGUUCUCUGAUAAUACUUAUUCAACUCCAAGAAAAGAAGACCCGUCACCAUGGAGGCCUGUUGCAGUUGCGUGAAGAAGGCGGCUUGUUCUUGUGGUAAAGAUGAAUGUGAGAGCGGUGUCAACUUUAGUGAAGAAAAACAAGAACUUGCUCAAGAAUUGUUGGGUUCUGGUGAUGAAAUGGUCACUGUUUGUGAUUUGGUUUCUGGGUUCGCUUGUUUUGAAGAAAUAGAGAUGGUUUGUGAGAAAAAGGCCAAAGCUUUUGGUGUGGAAGUUGAAGAAACAGAGAAUAGUGAACUGGAUUGUGCUGCUGAUUUUGAAAAGAUUCUGGCAGAUUCUGUGAAACUUGAAGUGGGUUCCUCUGGAAUUCAAGAAUGUAAUGAAGUCAAUGAAAUGGAAUUUGAGAAUGGAGGUAGGAUGGUUUCUGAAUUUUCUGGAAUUGAAGGCACUGGGGUGCUUUGUGAUAGAAAGGUGCAGGUUUUUGGUUUGGAAGUUAAAGGAAAGCUGAAUAGCGAGGUGGGUUGUAUUACCGAUUUUGAAGAAACCUCGAAAGAUUCUGUUAAACUUAAAGUGGGUUGCUCUGGAAUUCAAGAACGUGAUAAGUUCAAUGAAGAGGAGUCCGAGGUUAAAGUUGAGACGAGUUCUGUUGUGCAAGGUGAUAAUGAAGAUAUAAAAGAAAAGAAAUCUGAAACUCUGUUGGAGGCCAAGAAAAAGAAGUUAUUGGCUGAACUUGAAGUUUCUGGUCUAGCUGGUCAAGAAGGGCGCAAACUGGUGCAAAAUAAUGGUGUGAGGAUUGACGCUGCAAUAGUAAGUGAUGUGACUGUUAGGCCCUCUCUUAAGAUUGAAGUAAUUGAUGAUACAGCAUUGAUUGAGACUGUUAGGGUUCCUAAGGUGAUAGAGAGGAACAGGAAGAAAAGAGAGAAGGAACAAGGCGUGGAUGAUGGAAAGAAGGCAAGAAGAUCGAGAAGGAAGGAGAAAGAUGUGAAAAAGGCUUUGGAGAUGAGCGAAAAUGGUAAUAGUUUGGCUGAUAAUGUGGAUGGUCAAGAUGGUGAGUUAAGGCAUGGAAAACAAGAAAAAAUUAUGUACUCAAGGAAGGAGAUGGAAGCCCUGAGAUUUAUCAACAUUGCGGAACAGCGGAAAAUGUGGAGGGAUAUAUACACUGGACUUGGACCUGUGGUGAUGACUGAGUAUGAUGACCUGUCUAGCUUCAAGCAUCAGAAGCAGAUCUUGAAUUUUGAUCCGAAGCAGAACGUCUCAAGGAAGCCAGAAACUGACGGGAUUCUUGGUGUGGUUGCUGCAAGGGGAAGAAGGAGCCAUUUCAAUAUCUUUGUGCAUUGAAGAGGGGCCUAAGGCAAUUCUUAUGUGCAACAUAUUCAAAGUCUCUUAUGUGUGUACUUAGCACAUUAUAUCUGUCUUGUUUACAAAAUUGUGUACAGUGUUUGUACAUAGAUAUUCUUACUGUCAGCUAGUCUGGAUUUUGUGGGAACAUGUGUUGGUGUUAUGGAUGAUAACACAAAAAUUCAUUUGUAACUGAAAAUAAUGUAGUAAUGAUACUUGUGAAUGAAAUUCAAAUUUUGAUUGUCACAUCAAUAAAAAAUGAUUCUUGUA
This is a messenger RNA of Mangifera indica (mango), 1843 nucleotides long. RefSeq lists its product as uncharacterized. The transcript has 2 exons. Bases 287 to 1573 code for a protein of 428 amino acids. Lineage: Eukaryota; Viridiplantae; Streptophyta; Magnoliopsida; Sapindales; Anacardiaceae. The record is from RefSeq and is a predicted model, not a curated record.